This is a messenger RNA of Arachis ipaensis, 2213 nucleotides long. RefSeq lists its product as uncharacterized. The record is from RefSeq and is a predicted model, not a curated record. Gene Ontology annotation, biological process: proteolysis. NCBI's taxonomy places the organism in Eukaryota, Viridiplantae, Streptophyta, Magnoliopsida, Fabales, Fabaceae. Gene Ontology annotation, molecular function: cysteine-type peptidase activity.
UUGUGCGCCUUCCAUUGGGCAGUACUCAAAACUUCCACCCAAUGCAAGAAUGAGGUAUCACGGUGUUCACAUCAUGUUAACUGAAUUAGGGUUCAUGCAAAUCAGUGGGUGACUUUGAUCCCGCACCUAAAUAUAGUGACCUUCGCCUGACCUCCACUAGCACACGAACCCACGAGUUGGUCACCCAAUUAACGGCACCCAAUUCCUUCUGCUAGAAUGCUGAGGAAAUUGGUUGUCUGCAGGUUAACGGUAAAAUGGAGAAGGAGAUGGAGUUACUUGAUGGGCCGGUGGAGGUUUCCUCCGACGAUGACAAAAUUCAAGAAUGGCCUGCAUCAAAGCCUUUAAACAGCAGCCCACUCCUCAAAACCAUCUUAAGUCAUACCCAAACCCCACCGGAGUCGCAGAGGAAAGAAAACAGCCACGGGGUUUGACAGGUAGGUGACACCUUAAAUGUGGCUUCUCAAGUUGUGAAGAUCCAACAACAGAUAGAUGACCUGAAGGCUAUAAUCGCAAAACAAGGGCAAUUCAAUGACGAUGUGCUUGAAAUGCUCCAGCAAGCCAUGAGUGGGAAGGACGGUUUACCAAUGGUUGGUAGCAACUCCCCGUACAUCAUUUGGUCUAGGAACAGGGGGACGACUACAACGGAACCCCUGAACAAGCCGGACACCACAGGGCUAAGAACUUACAAACAACGUAAGACCAGGACCAAGAACAAUAGGAAUGAUGACCCGGAUUAUGAUCCAAAGCUGAAUCAUAUCACCAACUCAGACGAUGGGUCGUUCAAGUUCAGCCGAGGCAAGGGCAAAAAAAAGGUCUCAUUCAAGACUGCUAUGCCGAAGUCCAGUCCUAGGGGGAGGCGUAAUCUGUUUCCGGCUUCGAUGAGUUCACGUGGAUGUCACGGACCCAAAAGCUCGUAUGUCAUGAACACGACCGUUAAGAUUGCUCGAGCAAGGAACCUUCAACAGAAGUUCAUGCUGCAUCGGAACCUGGAUAGCAGUUUCAUGGCGGGAGACAUUGGUAAAACAAUACCCAAGGGUAUGCCGGUCUCGUUUCAACCUACACUCGACAUGGAGAUAGAAGGCUUACACUUGGCCAUCGCCGCCUACAUCUUUAACACAAAACUGGAUCAAGAGGAGAUGCUUGUUUCGAAUCCACACUGUGCGAUGACACAGAAGGCACUGAGGACAUUAGAACCGGGAAAGCAAAUAGUGGAUGACGUGUUGAUUCUGCUGGCAAGGAUGCUUGCGUUUGACUCGACCAGGCUGCAGUGGUAUCUUCCAACGACAUUUGUGCAAAUAGCGACUGGGCGAGGACCUAUACCUGAAGCAACCAUUUCUGCUAUACGCAAGGACUUCAUGGGCUACGCUGACGAUGUGCUGAAGAUUUACUGCCCUAUGUGGUGCGAUAACCAUUGGUUUCUCGUUAUUGUUGACCUCUCACAAAAGCAACUGGUGUAUCUUGGCUCGCUGCGGUCCCCAACAGCCAGGUCAAAGAGACGUCGCCAGAUCCAAAAAUUGGCAAUAUUUCUGGAUGACCUCUUGGAUGACUGUGCUUGGUAUGCUAAUGCAGAUACUGACAAAAUAGAAUGCAAUGAGUUUGACAUAAAGGAGCCUGAAGUUGCCCAACAACUUCCUGAAAGCAAUGAUUGUGGCGUAUUUGUUGCGCAGUGGAUGAUCAUGUACCACUUGUUCUAUGACUACGAUAUCGAGGCAUUUCAGUUUGUGACUGAUUAUAGAAGGAUGCGCCUUGCAAUCGACAUGGUUUUAAAGUAUCACAAUGAUAACAGAAUGGAAACCGUUGAAGCAGCUCUAAAUUACUGGAGGAGUUUCACAAUUGCUCCAUGGUAGCAAUCCGGAAGGCGUACUUUGCCACUGAAUCUGUUUCUUUUGUUUGAGGCAUACAAACUUUUGUUCCGUUCAAGGACUUUUUAGUUGUGCUAUUUUGUAAGGUCAUUUGUGUAACCAAUAUGUAAGUGAAAACUGAUCUGUUUGUGCUACAGCACAUGUGAUCUUUAACAUGUUAUGUGGAUUUGAUGCUACCGGACAUAUAUAUUUUGAAUGGUGUGUAGGCUUUAAUUUACAACAUUAUUGGCAUAGCCUUUAGUAAUGGUUAGAGAAUACAGAUUGAGUGGCAUACUUUUGUUGGUGUGCCUUCAGAAAUGGUUGCCCGAUAACUUUGGUGUAUACUUGUGUACAAUGACUAUAACUUUUAGA